AGACAUUUUUCCAAAGAAGAAUACAAAUGGCCAACAAGCACAUGAAAAAUUGUUCAGCAUUACUAAUCACCAGGGAAAUGCAAAUCCAAACCACAAUAAGAUAUCGCCUCACUCCUGUCGGGGUGGCUAUGAUCAAAAAAAGAUAAGUGUUGGUGAGGAUGUGAGAAACUGGAACCCUUGUGCACUGUUGGUGGGAAUGCAAAAUGGUGCAGCUGCUAUGGAAAACAGUACAGAGAGGUCUCCAAAAGAGCUAAAAGCAGAACUACCAUAUGAUCCAGUAAUCCCACUGCCGGGUAUUUAUCCAAAAGGAUGGAAGUCAGAAUCUCAAAGAGAUGUUAGUACUCCCGACUUUUUACUUCUCUAAGCCUAUACUACCCAGCUCCCUAGAGCACAUGGGUCCCUGUUGCUUUUAAACGCCGCAAAUAAAACCUCACAUCCCAGCGUUAACGCCAGGCAGAAUCCUAAGCACCCGACCCCUCGCCCAAACCUGCCUUCCAGGGACAGGGGAAUUUUGCUCCCUGCCUGAGGAGAUCUCAGCCCCUGUCGUGACAAACCCUAGGGGAAUGUGCCCAGCGACCCGCGGGAGGUCCAGACACGCCCGGCUGUGGGGAAAUCAGGCCCGGGUCAGCGGCCGCGCUCGCAGGGGAAGCGUGACGCGGCAGCCAGAGGGUGGGGGCCGCGGCCGACACUCGCUGGGCGCUCCCCCGUGCCUGGAUUCCCUGGGCGGCCGCCAGCCCCGCUCAGCCUGCGGGGGCGGAGCGCUGCCUUUUCUGUCCCAGGUAGGAGUGGCCGCGGCCAGGGAGGAUACUCGGCCGCUUUGCUGGCCGCUGUCACACGCGCCCCGCGCCCCGCUCACCUCUCUCCUGUGCUCACCCGAGCACACGGUUCAUGCUAGCGCUCUCGGACUGAGCCCGGGUCCUCCGGAACAGCUGCCAGCGAGUAAGCCCCUCCAUCCUCCCAUCAGAGAGACCACAUGGGCCCCGAGGCCACCUGCCCGUGGAGAUGCCCCCUGCCUCGCCUCCAGGUGUGGACCUGGAUCGAGCCCGUGGUGGCCUCCACCCAGGUGGCCACGUCCCUCUACGACGCGGGGCUGCUCCUGGUGGUGAAGGCAUCGUUCGGAGCGGAGACCUCCUCCAACCACAGCGCCAGCCCGUCGCCCCGGGGGGCUCUAGAGGACCAACAGCAGAGGGCCAUCUCCAAUUUCUACAUCAACUACAACCUUGUGAUGGGCCUGACGCCCCUGCUGUCCGCCUACGGGCUGGGCUGGCUCAGCGACCGCUACCACCGCAAGAUCGCCAUCUGCGUGUCCCUGCUGGGCUUCCUGCUCUCCCGCCUCGGGCUGCUGCUCAAGGUGCUGCUGGACUGGCCCGUAGAGGUGCUGUACGGGGCAGCGGCGCUGACCGGGCUGUGCGGCGGCUUCUCGGCGUUCUGGUCGGGAGUCAUGUCCCUGGGAUCCCUCGGCUCCUCCGAGGGCCACCGCUCCGUGCGCCUUAUCCUUAUUGACUUGAUCCUGGGCUUGGCGGGAUUCUGCGGGAGCAUGGCGUCUGGACAUCUCUUCAAGCAGAUGGUUGGGGGAUCCAGGCAAGGUCUGGCGCUGGCAGCCUGCAGCGUGAGCUGUGCCGCUUGUGCGCUUCUGUACAGCCUCUUGGUCCUGAGGGUCCCCGAGUCGAUGUCCAAGCCCAGCAAGGCACUCCCUGCUGUGGAUACCGUGUCUGGCACGGUUGGCACAUAUCGCACCCUAGAUCCUGAUGAGCCAGACAAGCAGAGUGUGGUGGAGCACCCUCCGUCUCCUGGGACAGCAAAGCCCCCAAAAACCAUCAUCGCCCUGCUCUUUGUGGGUGCCAUCUUAUAUGACCUGGCAGUGAUCGGCACAGUGGACGUGAUUCCCCUUUUUGUGCUGAGGGAGCCUCUCAGUUGGAACCAAGUGCAGGUGGGCUAUGGGAUGGCUGCAGGGUACACCAUCUUCAUCACCAGCUUCCUGGGCGUCCUGGUCUUCUCCCGCUGCUUCCGGGACACAACCAUGAUCAUGAUUGGGAUGGUUUCCUUUGGGUCAGGAGCCCUCCUCUUGGCUUUUGUGAAAGAGACAUACAUGUUCUAUAUUGCUCGCGCUAUCAUGCUGUUUGCUCUCAUUCCCAUUACAACCAUCCGAUCAGCAAUGUCUAAACUCAUAAAGGGCUCCUCUUAUGGAAAGGUGUUCGUCAUCCUGCAGCUGUCCCUGACUCUGACCGGAGUGGUGACAUCCACGGUGUACAACAACAUCUAUCAGCUCACCAUGGAGAAGUUCGUCGGUACCUGCUUUGCUCUCUCCUCCUUUUUCUCCUUCCUGGCCAUCAUCCCAAUUGGAUGAGGACACGGAGACUCUGAAGUAUUCUGUAACUUGCCAAAGUUUACACAGCUGUUAAGUGACAGAGACAGGAUUUCAACCCAGGCAAUCUCUCUUGUCCACUACAUGACAUUGCUUCUUAGAAAAGUCGCCGGGUAUCUGCGUGCCGCCUCUCCCAUGUCCUUAGACUAGAGCGCACUGCACUAGUUAGCUGCUGUCUCUCCUGAAUUCUACCAGAACCGACACGUGAUCUACCACCCUCUCUCUCCUCAACCUCCUCUUUAUAACCAACUUCUCCAAAGGCUGGGCUGCACGCGCUGUCUCACGUCCUCACUUCCCAUUGACUCUUCAACUCACCAGUCUGAGGUGCUCCCUCAACUCCACCAGAGCUGCCCUCACUGAGGCCACUAACGACUUCUUCAAAGCAGAAUCCAGUGGACUCACCGCAAUCCUCAGCCCACAUGACUUCUCAGUGGCCACCAACACCGUGGGUCACUCUUUCCUCGGGAGGCACUUGUCACUGUCACCUGGCUUUAUUAACAUCUCACUCUCCCGGUUUUUCUCCUACCUCUCUGAUCACUUCUUCUCUACAAACCUCCAAAUGGAAGAAUACUUUGGGGCUCUGCUCUGGGUCAUCUUCUCAUUUCAUAUUUUCUCUCUAAGCAAUCUGAAGCACUUUCAAAACUUCUAAAUACCCUUUAAAUUUCCAAAGUUGGGCUUUCGAUGUCCUAAGCCUGCUCCCCCUCCAGUCUUUCCCAUCUCCUUAAGUGACACCGCCUCUCACCCAGGAUAGAAAUCUCUCCGUCUUCUUCAUCUCCCCACACCUCCAAUCCAUCAGGCUUUGUUGAUUCCACCUCCAAAGUAUGCCUCAAAUUCAUCCUUUUCUUUUUAUUAUUACAGCUACCACCCCUAGUCCAAAGCACUUGGAUGACCGAAUUAGCCUAUGUACCAUUCUCCCCUCCUCCACUCUUGUUCCCCUCCUGUCCUUUCUCCACCAGGUAGCCAGAGCAAUUUCCUUAAAGUGUAAAUCAGAUCAUGUCAUCUCCCGCUCAAAGCUCUGCACUUGGCUUUCACUGCCUUUAGAAUAGAACCCAAAUGUCUUACCAUGGACCACAAGGUCCUACAUGAUCUGGCCUUGCCAACCUCUCUUGCUCCUAUUCCUGCCACUAACCUCUCUUCCCAACUCUGCUUCAGCCCUAGUAGCCUCCUUUUAUGCUCUUUCCCAUUCUCACCCAUACCUCUUUCUUAACCCAACUAGUCGUGGUCUUAACUUAAACACCAUUUUCUCAAAAAGGAUUUGAGAAAAUCCCCUUCUCAAUCUAAAUUAAAUCCUAUCAUAUCCUCCGAAAGAUUCCUAUACUUUUCCUUCAGAGCAUGACAGUUGAUAAUUACUUAGUGAUUAUGUGUUUCAUAUGCUUGCCCACUAGCCUGUAGGCUCCCUGAGGGCAGGAACCAUGACUGUUUGGCUCACCACAUAUCUUCUGUCCAGCAGAGAGCCCAGCAUGUAAGAAGUACUCAAAAAGCAUUUGUUUAAGGAAUGAAUGAUCUGCCAGAUCUGACACCUACUAGCCAGCACCGCUGACCAUCCACAUUCCAGAGCUGCCUGUUGGCGGACCAUGAAGUCAGGGGCUGGCCAUCACCACGUGGCUGUGCUGUGGUGGUCCACAGUAGGGGUCAGCUGUGGAGUCAGGGUUGCAUCCUGGAGUUCACUGGGUCCUGGGCUGGCUGCCUCCAAGUCUUGACUCUCCUCUUGCCAAUUUUGUAAUACAAUGAGUUUUAAGCACAGUAAGUGCUGCUCCCUGUAGAGCUCAUGGAAGGUGGGAGAUCCAUGUUUGGAAGUUUCCACAAAGCUUUCCCUUAGAGGGUUUGGAUUUAAGCUCGUACCCCAUCCAGCAGCUCCAGGCGCUAUGCAUCAGUCAGGAGGAGCUAUACUCUAGCUUACAACCUGGGCUCAAAGAGCUCAAACAUGAGAAAACUGAAGGCCCAAGAGGUUGAAGGACAUGCCAAUUGUCACACAGAUCCAAGACUUCAACUCAGAGCUCCUCAUUCCUAAGCAUCCAGUCACCUACAAAUAUUUUAAAACAAUGUAAUGAUCAUUUAUGGAAGAGAUAAAGGGGUUAUGGGAAGACAGAAGAUGAGGCAGCUAAUUCUGCUUGGGAUUAGCGAAUCUGGGUCUUGAGAUACAUGUGGCAGUUCAUCAUCAAGCAGAAAUGAAAUGGAAAGAGAUUUCCGGGAAAGGAAAAUGUAGAUGCGAAGGGCUGGAGAUGUUAUGGACUGGAAGGAGCCUGAGUGACAGAAGUUUCCUUGGGCCAUCUCGCUCCACUCAGUACAGCAUUCUGACGAUGGAAUGGAUAAAGGCUCUCAGUCUACUAGUGAUAAAGAGGUGGCUAGAGACCUCCCUGCCAUCAGUGGAGAGGAAAAGGCACCCCCUCUGCCCCGUUCCAGCUGUUCUCUUGUAAUUCUCUAUUGUAAAUU
Messenger RNA from Equus quagga, 4798 nucleotides. RefSeq names its product solute carrier family 46 member 2 (gene SLC46A2). The transcript is spliced from 4 exons. Gene Ontology annotation, cellular component: membrane. Gene Ontology annotation, biological process: transmembrane transport. Gene Ontology annotation, molecular function: transmembrane transporter activity. Bases 974 to 2347 code for a protein of 457 amino acids. Lineage: Eukaryota; Metazoa; Chordata; Mammalia; Perissodactyla; Equidae. The record is from RefSeq and is a predicted model, not a curated record.